This is a messenger RNA of Mytilus californianus (California mussel), 557 nucleotides long. RefSeq names its product 39S ribosomal protein L20, mitochondrial-like. Gene Ontology annotation, molecular function: rRNA binding; structural constituent of ribosome. Gene Ontology annotation, biological process: translation; ribosomal large subunit assembly. The transcript has 5 exons. The record is from RefSeq and is a predicted model, not a curated record. Gene Ontology annotation, cellular component: ribosome. The coding region runs from base 67 to 543 and encodes 158 amino acids. NCBI's taxonomy places the organism in Eukaryota, Metazoa, Mollusca, Bivalvia, Mytilida, Mytilidae.
CGACUGGUUUACAAAAUUAUUUUCUAUUGGAAGGAUCAAGACCAUAAAUAAACCUGCAAGGACAAAAUGGUUUUUCUGUCAAUAUUCAGAAAUGCAAGCACCAUGUACACACGAAAAACAGUUGGGAGAUGCCCAAAGCCAGAUAAAUACUGGAAGAGAAGCAUGUAUUUCAGAAUGAUGUGGAAAUAUUAUGGUAGAAGACAGCACAUAUAUUCACUUGGUGCACGUACUGUACACAGAGCACUUCGUUAUUCCACACACAGUACAGGAUUGAAGAAAAAAUACAUGCGAGAGAUGUGGACUAUGAGGUUAGGUGCAGCAUGUAAUCAACACGGUAUAGAAGAAGAUGAAUUUUUAUCAUCACUUACAGAGGCCAAUAUCCCAUUAAACAGAAAAGUACUGACAGAUUUAAGUAUAUAUGAACCAAGAUCAUUUCAGAGCUUAACUACAUUUGCCAAACAAAGAAAUGAAGAAAGUGGACUAUCGGAUGCAUUAAAACCAACAUUUUCAGGAAUAUUGACACAUGGAGAGAAGAAAAAAUAAAAUAUCAAAAAGAA